AUGGUAUCGGCUGCGGCGGGAGAGUUGAGGGCUCCCACGGUACUUAGCAAGAAGCGUCCUGGAGAAGCAGUCUCGUCGAUGGAAUUCGGUGCAACAGAGAUGCGUCUGGAGACUUCCGCGCUGACGAUAAGGUUGCUGACAAUAGCCGGGCCAGAUAGCUGGAGUGUGUCUCGUGACCUCGAGGUCGGAACAUCCCAAGCGGUCAGUGGCGAGCUUGGAAACUUGUUCGACCGUAACGUUACGGGAGAUCCUCGAGAGAAGUCAUCAAACGAGGACGUUUUCACCAAGGACGGCAAGGACCUCGACGACCCCGCUCGAGUGAGGUUGCUUCUACGGAAGCUCAGCACGCCCGUCCACGAAAAAUACUCCAACACGGUUCUUCCCAACCAUCCCCGGGAUUUCACGCUGGCGGAGACCGUCGCGAAGCUCAAGAAGCUUUUCGGCCGGCAGAAAUCCGUUUUCCAUGCCCGUUACCAGUGCUUGCAGUACGCCAAGAACGACGCGGAUGACUUCACGACCUAUGCUGCCACGGUGAACAAACACUGUGAAGUGUUCCAGCUCUCCAAGCUUUCCUCGGACCAGUUCAAAGCGCUCCGGUUCGUCUGUGGACUCCAAUCGCCACGGGACGCGGACAUACGAGCCAGACUGAUCUCCAAGCUUGAAGCCGACGAAACCGUAGCUGUCGAAGCAGCCGCAGCAGGCAAGGAUGCACGAAACGUCAACAUUUCCGGGGACAACCACUACGUUCGAGAGUGUCCGUUCGCUUCGCACACCUGUUCCAGAUGCAAGCAACAAGGACACAAAGAGGGCUAUUGCUCCAGCAACAAGCCCACCCCCUCGAAGCAGACGAAGCCAAAGGAGAACAUGAGGUCGAAAGGUCUGCAACAUCGGAAGCAAGCGGAACACGACUCGGCGUCCGACAUCACCAUCAUUUCGCAAGAAACUUGGACCAGCAUCGGACAGCCAGCCGCUCGACCCACCGACGAAUCUGCUGUCACGGCUUCCGGAAGCAACCUCAACCUUCUCGCCGAGUUCCAAAACGAGAUCACCAUCGGAGGCGUCACCAAGCGUGAACGCAUCUUCAUCUCGGACCGCGCCGAACUCAACGUCCUUGGCAUCGAGACGAUGGAUCUUUUCAAUCUGUGGUCUAUUCCGAUCAACAACUUGGUCAACGCCGUGCACCAACGCCCCGACCAAGUCAUCGAACAACUCAAGCAGCAGUUUCCGGAGGUGUUCAGAAGCACGCUGGGUAGAUGCACCAAAGCGCAGGUGAAGCUGUACCUCAAGCCCGACGCACGUCCAACCUACUGCCCGAAGCGACCAGUGGCGUACGCCGCUCUUCCGAAGGUGGACGCAGAACUGCAGCGGCUCCAGGACAACGGUAUCAUCUCGCCAGUUCAAUUCUCGGACUGGGCAGCUCCGAUAGUCGUCGUGCGCAAGGCGGACAACGUCUCCGUCAGGAUUUGCGGUGACUAUUCGACGGGGCUGAACAACGCGCUGGAAUCUGACCGUCACCCGCUGCCUCACCCCGACGACCUCUUCGCGGAACUGCACAACCGACUGCCGCCUGGAGUCAAGCCGGCGCCUGGAGCCUUCCAGCGCAUCACCAACAGCAUGGUUGCCGGCAUUCCUGGAGUCAAGACGUACCUGGACGACAUCCUCAUCGCUGGCCGCACCAGAGAGGAUCACGAUCGCAGUCUUCCCGCUGAUCUCGAGCGCGUGCUUGAGUAUGGUUUUCACUUACGCAUCGAAAAGUGCCGUUUCGCCCUGUCACAGAUCAAGUCCCUCGGACACAUCGUGGACAAAGACGGCAUUCGGCCCGAUCCAUCCAAGACGGAGGCCAUCGCCCAGAUGCAGCCGCCGAAGGAUGUCCAGCAGCUGAGCUACCUCGGCGCAAUCAACUACUACGGACGGUUCGUGACGCAGAUGAAGCAGCUCCGGGCUCCCCUGGACAACCUGCUCAAGAAGGACGCACCCUGGCGCUGGUCCGUAGAAUGCCAGAAAUCGAGAUCUUUGUCGCAGCAGAUGCAUCGAAGUACGGCCUCGGCGCACGCCUCUCGCUCACUGACGCCAGCGGAGAUGAACUACGGACAAGUGGAGAAGGAAGCCCUGGCCUUGGUUUUCGCUGUCACGCGAUUCUACAAGAUGCUGUACGGAAGCCACUUCCUCCUGAAAACCGACCAUCAACCGUUGCUCAAGGUAUUCGGCUCGAAAAAAGGCAUUCCUGACUACACGGCGAAUCGUCUUCAACGCUGGGCCUUGAAGUUCCUGCUUUACGACUUCGACAUCCAGCACGUUUCGACGACGGCUUUCGGCUACGCUAAUUUCCUCUCCCGGCUGAUGUCAUCCCAAAGCCGGCCAGACGAGGAUUACGUGAUUGCCGCCGUCUACGUCCAUUCCGAAGCCAGAGCCAUCCUCGACGACUCAAUCAGCAACCUUCCAGUUACUCACAAGAUGAUCGUGGCUGAGACGCGAAAGGAUCCAGUUCUCCAGCAAGUGGUGAGUUUCCUCAACGAAGGUUGGCCAGCGAGCGCCAAGCUUUUUGCUGACCCUGACGUCAGAAAGUUCUUCGCCCGGCGCGAUGGACUCCAAGUCGUCGACGACUGUGUGAUGUUCGGCGAUCGGAUCGUCGUGCCCCUCAAGUUCCGCAAACGGAUCAUUCGCCAACUGCAUCGCGGACACCCAGGGAUGGACCGCAUGAAGUCUCUGGACCGCAGCUACGUUUACUGGCCGAACGUAGACGACGAUGUGCUGCAGUUUGUUCGCCAGUGCAAACCGUGCGCUGCUGCAGCGAAAUCCCCGACGAAGGCGACCCUCGAGUCGUGGCCUCUCCCGGACAGGCCGUGGCAACGUGUCCACAUCGACUACGCUGGACCAGUCGAUUGUUACUACUACUUCGUCAUCGUGGAUGCCUACUCCAAGUGGCCCGAGAUCUUCCGCACUCGUGCCAUAACCGCAACUGCAGCCCUGGACAUGCUUCGUGAGACCUGUUCCCGUUACGGCAACCCGGACGUCCUGGUCUCAGACAACGCAACGUAG
Molecule: messenger RNA, 3039 nt
Organism: Culex quinquefasciatus (southern house mosquito)
Lineage: Eukaryota; Metazoa; Arthropoda; Insecta; Diptera; Culicidae
Exons: 7
Coding region: 1-3039 (1012 amino acids)
Biological process (GO): DNA integration
Molecular function (GO): nucleic acid binding
Source: RefSeq, a predicted model, not a curated record